CCUGCAUUGUUUUGCAUAGGGGACAUGGGCACAUGCCAAAGUGCAUGUCACAACCCAUGUGGCUGUGGCGGUGAAACCGGUUUAUUGCCAGCGCCGAUUUGGGAAAGCUCGCGUCCGGAUGAGGCCAUUGCCAACCUCCUAGACCACUAUCGCCUCGGAGAAAUCCUGGGUGAAGGUUCUUUCGGUGUCGUGUCCGCGUGUCAAGAAAUUGUCAGCGGGAACGAGUACGCCGUCAAACUGGUGGACAAAGUGGAGUCGCCGCUCGCAGACAUCAAACGAGAAGCUCAGAUGAUGGCAAUGUUCAACCAUCCAAAUAUUGUGAAAUGCUAUGGGGUUUUCUACGACACGUGCUUCGUGUGCAUUGUGAUGAGCAAAUUUGAUGGCGGAGAUAUCGUCACCGCAUUGCAGGAGCGCACAAAGCUCCGCAGCUGCUUUGCAGACUACGACCUGGUGCAGGUCAAAAGACAGAUGGCGCUGGCGAUCGAGUACCUCCACCUGCAGGGGGUGGUCCAUCGAGACAUCAAGGGCGACAACUUUCUGCUGGACAGACCCGCGCUGACGGACCCCAAGUGCCAGGUGGUGCUGGCGGACUUCGGCACGGCCUGUUCGCUGGAACCAGGCGAGCGCCUGUCGCAGGCCUGCGGCACCAAAUCCUUCUGGUCCCCCGAGUUUUACAGUUUGUUCUACACCCAGAAGGUGGACAUAUGGGCCAUGGGCGUCAUUUGCUAUGGCUUGCUGACGGGCCGCUUCCCCUUCAAGGGCGAGAUCCAGACGAGGACCAAGGAGGUGGUGCUUCCCGCGCAUGCGCACCCCGACUGUGUGGAGCUGAUCCAGAGCAUGCUCCGCAAAGCGGAGGCGGAGCGGGCCGAUGCCACCACUCUGCUGAAGCACCGCUGGCUGGACGGCACCCGGAAGCGGCCCUUCGUGAGAGCGGACUCGGUGGAAAGCUUUACUUCCGUGGAAGGGGGGGCCGAGUUCUUCGAGGAAGCAGUGGACCAAGGUGUGAAGAGGAGGCGCCACUCGUUGCUGGACCGGAUGCAGAUGGAGCACCAGAGCAAGGAUCGCCCCUACAGAUUGCUGAACCACGAGGCCCGGGAGUUCGCGCAGAGCGACCGCCACGGCAGGACUUGGCACUACAAGUGGCUGCCCCGCAACGAGAUGCGGAAGCACCAAAGUAUGCGGCGCUUCGCGGCACCAGCGAGGCCGGCGUCGCCGUCCACCGUGCCGGGAGUGGAGCUACCGCUUUUUGCGCAGUUCUUGUCGGAGUACAACAUCAAGACCGCGGCCUUCGGGUCAGGCAAAGCCAAGCCUCUGGCGGCGCUGGCGCAGGAGGUGGAGACGGGGGCCUCGCGGCUCAUGCUGGAUGCAGCAGAGCACAAGAAGCUGGUGCGUGUGAAGGACGUGGUGGUGCUGAAACUCGUGGACGACAAAGAGCGUCUGCUCAUUGAAGUGGAGGAGCACUUCUCGGACGGCCGCGUGCGUGCGACCGGCCGCCUUCCGGGGAGCAAGAAGGAGACACACGAGAAUCUGCGGCAGACAGCACGGCGCAUCCUGGAGGAGACGUUGAAUCUGGAGCCAGCGAUGGUGAAGCUGGACCUCGCCGGCGCCGAGUACCAACACCAAGAGCUGGACUCCCCGUCCUUCCCUGGACUGCGCACCGUGUACCGAAAGGAGGUGGUGAGCGGCCACGUGUCGACCAAGGACCCGAAGCGGCGUGAGCAGUUCCUGGGCAGUGGCUGGCGAGCCACGGAGCGGGGCGGUUCCAGGAUGCUGCGCUGGAUCACGGAAGAGGAGGCCGGCUCGAUGCAGCUGGAGGAAGUGGAGGGAAACAACAACGCCCCCAGCGUCAGCUCCUCUCUGGUCUUGGCGCCCAUUGGGCUCAAGGAGCCCGAGCUGCGGCAGUAUCUGGAGAAGCUGCAGGUGGACGUGAGCGCGUACGGCCGCGACGGCGCCAAGUCGCUGAAGGAGUUCUCCGAGGAACUGAUAAAGGGCGAGGUCCGGCUCGGCAAGGGCGAGAACGGCGAGGGCUGCGUCGUUUCAGAGGUCGUCAACCUCUGCAUCAAAAACUCCCAGAAGGACGAGGUCCUCUUGCAGGUGAAGCAGGUGGGACCUGGGGACUUCGUCUCCGACAAGCUCUUGCUGCCCUGCGCCAGCCGGCGCCCGGACGAGAACAUUUUCCUCGUGGUCAAGCGAAUCCUGAGGAGAAGCCUUCACAUCAAUCCGAACGCCGUGUGCCUCGAUACCAAUGUGACGCUUCUCCAGGAAUACCGGAGCUCAGUGGCCUACCCUGGUCUCAACUUUGUGGAGCGCGAGAACGUGAUCACUGCGACUAUCGACAACCCUGACAUUCCUGAGGAAUCUGAGGGGUGAGUGGUUGCAGCGCGUCGGGCGCGUCUCAUCGCAAGGGUUUCGCCUGCUUUGUUCAAGUUUGCCUGCUUUUUUCCAGGCGCAAGCAUGGACUGAGUGAUCUUGAAGCAACAGGAAGUUUGAACGAGAUCAAUUUGUUCAGUCGAUUCGACUUCUUUUGUUUGGUGGGUUCCCCGCUAAAAGUGGUCCAGGCUCCGACAACGGGGGGCGCUGGUCGCAGCUGGGUCCUCCCGCCACUUUCGCAUGCCCAUGCAGGUGGCCAGG
Molecule: messenger RNA, 2631 nt
Organism: Effrenium voratum
Lineage: Eukaryota; Dinophyceae; Suessiales; Symbiodiniaceae
Source: the annotation of a GenBank genome assembly